Molecule: messenger RNA, 5662 nt
Organism: Priapulus caudatus
Lineage: Eukaryota; Metazoa; Priapulida; Priapulimorpha; Priapulimorphida; Priapulidae
Product: myosin heavy chain, muscle-like
Exons: 13
Coding region: 439-5301 (1620 amino acids)
Cellular component (GO): myosin complex
Molecular function (GO): cytoskeletal motor activity; ATP binding; protein binding
Source: RefSeq, a predicted model, not a curated record
GGAGCCGGUAAGACUGAGAACACGAAGAAAGUAAUUUCCUAUUUCGCCCUUGUGGCCGCGUCUGGCCAAAAGAAGGACAGUGACAAACAGGUGAGUCUGGAGGAUCAGAUCGUGCAGGCUAACCCCGUGCUUGAGAGCUUCGGUAACGCAAAGACCGUCAGAAACGACAACUCCUCUCGUUUCGGUAAAUUCAUCCGCAUUCACUUUGGCCCAUGCUUGAAAACUGGACUGGAGGCCGAAUAUUGAAUUUAUCUGCUGGAGAAGUCACGUGUCGUCUCCCAGGCCCCGCUCGAGCGUAGCUACCACAUCUUCUAUCAGCUGCCAUCUGGUGGCAUCGAAAAGACUAAAGAGACAUGCUUGCUGCAGGAUGACGUCAGCACAUACUACUUCAUCGCUCAGGGCAAGACGUACAUCGACGGAGUGGACGAUGGCGAGGAGAUGAGGUUGACCGACGAAGCCUUCGAUAUUCUGGGUUUCUCUGAUAGAGAGAAAUGGGACAUCUACAAAAUUGUCUCCGCCGUGAUGCAUAUGGGAGUCAUGAAGUUCAAGCAGAGACCCAGGGAGGAGCAGGCAGAGGCCGACGGCACCGAAGCAGCCUGCAAGGUCGCCCAUGUCUUGGGCAUCUCUGAUGCUGACCUCGUCAAGGGCAUCCUGAAGCCGCGCGUCAAGGUCGGAAAUGAGUACGUCACCAAGGGACAGACGAAGGAGCAGUGCUACAACGGCGUCGGCGCUUUGGCCAAGGCUAUGUACGACCGCAUGUUCCGCGGCUUGGUAGCGACGGUGAACAAAACCCUUGCUACCGUAGGCAAGAAGCAGUUCUUCAUUGGCGUCCUGGAUAUUGCUGGCUUUGAGAUUUUCGACUUCAACGGCUUUGAGCAGAUCUGCAUUAACUUCACCAACGAGAAGCUGCAGCAGUUCUUCAACCAUCACAUGUUCAUUCUGGAACAGGAAGAGUACAAGCGUGAGGGCAUCGAAUGGACCUUCAUUGAUUUCGGUCUGGAUCUCCAGGCUUGCAUUGACAUGAUUGAAAAGCCCAUGGGUGUAUUCGCUAUCCUUGAGGAAGAGUCCAUGUUCCCGAAAGCAACCGACAUGACCUUCUUGGAAAAGAUGCAAGUUAACCAUCUUGGCAAAUCGCAAAGCUUCAUCAAGCCGAAACCACCAAAGGCAGGCCAGUCUGAAGCUCACUUUGGCGUUGUCCACUACGCUGGCAUCGUCAACUACAACGUCAACCACUGGCUGGAAAAGAACAAGGAUCCCAUCAACGACACCGUGGCUGUCACAUUCGCCAAGUCGCAUGGAAACCAAACGCUUUCGCAUCUGUUUGCUGAUAAACUAGUGGUUGAUGAGGACACCGGUGGAAAGGGAAAGAGGAAGAAGGGAUCCGCCUUCCAGACCGUAUCUGCUCUCUACAGGGAACAAUUGAACAAGUUGAUGGCGGCCCUGAAUGCCACGGCUCCUCACUUCGUGCGUUGCAUCAUCCCCAACGAGAACAAGGAAGGGGGUGUUCUUGAUGCCGCACUGGUCAUGAACCAACUGACCUGCAACGGUGUACUGGAAGGAAUCCGUAUUUGCCGCAAGGGCUUCCCCAACAGGCUCGUGUAUGGAGACUUCAAACAGAGAUACAAGAUUCUGGCUCCGAGUGCUGUCCCAGAAGGCUUCUGCGACAGCAAAGAUGCAAGUGCAGCAAUUCUUGCCGAGCUACAAUGGGACACGGCAAUGUACAGGCUCGGUCAUACCAAGGUCUUCUUCAAGGCCGGCUCGCUGGGUCAGCUUGAGGAAUUGCGUGACGAACGCAUCACCCGCAUUAUCACUCUUGCCCAGGCAUGGGUCCGUGGAAAGCAGACACGAGCUCGUUACCAAGUGAUGAAGGCCCAGCGUCUGGCAAUGAUUGUCAUUCAGCGCAACGUCAGGAAGUACAUCCAGUGCCGCAACUGGCCAUGGUGGAAGCUGUACACGAAGGUGAAACCCAUGCUGAGCAUUGCCCGCCAGGAGGAUGAGAUCAAGGCGAUGAAGGAAGAGUUUGAGAAGGUCAAGGAUGAGCUGUCCAAGGAAUCUAAACUGCGCAAGGAAAGUGAAGACCUUGUUGCCAAGAUUACCAAAGAGAAGGAUGACCUGUAUGCUCGCUGCGCCAACGAAUCCGAAACCAUUGCCGACAUUGAAGAGCGUGCAACCAAGCUGAUGCAGCAGAAACACGACUUGGAAUCGCAGCUGCAGGAUAUGCAAGACCGUCUAGCCGAGGAAGAGCAGGGAGCUGCCUCUGUCGGUGAUGCUAAGAGGAAGGUCGAAUCUGAAUGCAGUGAUCUAAAGAACCAGAUCGAGGAGCUAGAACGUGCAUUGAAGAAGAUGGAGAGCGAGAGAAAUGCAAAGGAGCACCAAAUUAAACAGCUGAACGAGGAGAUUGCCAAGAUGGAGGAACAAAUUGCUAAAGGAAACAAAGAGAGGAAAAACCUUACCGAACACCAGAGCAGGACAAGUGAUGAUCUGCAUAAAGAAGAGGAUAAAUGCAAUCACCUCACCAAGGUCAAAGCCAAGCUGGAACAGACUCUUGAUGAGUUGGAGGACAACCUCGAGCGUGAGAAGAAGGUCCGCAACGAUGUCGAAAAAGCUAAGAAGAAGGUGGAAGGAGACCUGAAGAUGGCACAGGAGUCAGUUGAGGAGCUGGAGCAUGUCAAACAUCAACUCGAGGAAUCCGUCCGCAGAAAGGACAAGGAGCUCGCCGGCAUGGGCAGCAAAUGCGAGGAUGAACAGGGAAUCGUUCACCAGCUGCAAAAGAAGAUCAAGGAACUGCAGGCGCGCGUGGAAGAGAUCGAAGAAGAGGUGGAAGCCGAGCGACAAGCCCGCUCAAAGGUUGAGAAGCAAAGAGCCGAUGCAAUUCGCGAGUUGGAGGAGCUGACUGAACGCCUUGAGGAGGCAGGAGGCGCCACCAGCGCCCAGGUCGAGCUGAAUAGAAAGCGCGAGGCUGAGUUGGCCAAGCUUAGACGGGACCUGGAAGAGCAAGCUUUGCAAAAUGAGGCUGUCGUUUCUUCUCUUCGUAAGAAGCAGAACGAUGUUGUCAGUGAGAUGGGAGAACAGAUAGACCAAAUGCAAAAAAUAAAGGCUAAGGCUGAAAAGGAAAAGGCUCAGCUGAAGGUGGAGUUGGAUGACAGCAAGGCAAACAUGGAACACGUCAAUAAGAGCAAAGCACAGGCCGAGAAGUUGGCAAAAGCACUUGAGAACCAGAUGAGCGAUGCUAACGCUAAGCUAGAUGAGUCAGCGCGCUCCAUCAAUGACAUGAAUUCUCAGAAGAGCAAGGCCAACAACGAGAUCAACGAUCUACAGCGUCAGCUCGAGGAAGCUGAGUCUCAGCUAAACCAAAUGACGAGAGCCAAGGCGCAGUUGUCUUCACAGUUGGAGGAAACACGGGCCCAAGUUGACGAGGAGUCGCGGGAAAAGUCAUCUCUGCAUGCACAGCUACGCAAUGCUCAACACGAUGCCGAGCAGCUGCGCGAACAGCUAGAAGAGGAGGCUGAGGGAAAGAGCUCUCUGCAGAGGCAAUUGGCCAAGGUCAACAACGAGUUCAACACCCUGCGUGCGCGAGUGGAAAGCGAGGGGCUGGGAGGUGGCGGACCAGAGGCCGAGGAACUCAAGCGUAAAUUCCAAGCUAAGCUUCAGGCAACUGAAGACACACUCGAGGCUGCACAAUCAAAGAAUGUCCAACUCGACAAAGCAAAGCAGAGGCUCUCCAAUGACUUGGAUGACAUGUCAAUUGAAGUGGAGCGUGCGACCAGCGCAGCCAACGCCGCAGAGAAGCGCCAGCGCAACUUCGACAAGACCAUCCACGAGUGGAAGCAGAAGAGUGAUGAUCUGGCUGCCGAGCUUGAGGCCUCCCAACGCGAAUGCCGCAACCUGUCCACAGAGCUGUUCAAGUCGAAGGCUUCCCAGGAAGAGGCAGCCGACAGUUUGGAAUCUGUCCAGCGUGAGAAUAGAAACCUCUCUGAUGAAAUCAAAGACCUCACUGACCAGCUGAGCGAGGGAGGCAAGAGCGUCCACGAGAUGGACAAGGCCCGCAGGAGGCUCGAGCAGGAGAAAGAGGAACUGCAGGCAGCGCUAGAGGAGGCCGAGGCCGCCUUGGAGCAAGAAGAGUCCAAGGUCGUCCGCGGUCAACUCGAAUUGCAGCAGAUUCGGCAGGAGGUUGACAGACGUCUCGCAGAGAAGGAUGACGAGUUUGAGACGACCCGCAGAAACCACCAGCGCGCUGUUGACUCCAUGCAAGCCAGCCUCGAAUCCGAAGCCAAGGGCAAGGCGGAGGCAAUGCGCAUGAAGAAGAAGCUUGAGAAUGACAUCAACCAGCUGGAGGUCGCUCUAGACUCAUCCAACCGUCAGAACGCCGAUGCUCAAAAGAACUUGAAGAAGCUACAGAGCGAGCUCGCUGACCUAUUAGCACAGCUUGAGGAGGAACAGCGCGUACGCGAGGAGAUCCGCGAGCAGCUGGGAGCCAGCGAGCGCCGCUGCAAUGCCAUCAGCGCUGAGCUGGAGGAGACGCGUACUUCUUUGGAGCAGGCAGAGCGCCACCGCCGCGCAGUUGAAGCUGAGCUAAAUGAAGCCAAUGAUCGUAUCGGAGAUCUACAGAGCCAUGUCGCGUCUGCCAACGCCGCCAAGAGAAAGCUGGAGGGUGACAUGACGACCAUGCAGGCCGAUCUUGAUGAGACCGUCAAUGAGCUCAAGGCUGCCGAUGAGAAAGCUAGAGGUGCCGUUGCCGAUGCAGCCCGCUUGGCAGAGGAGCUGCGCCAGGAGCAAGAACAUGCUAGCCACGCUGAGAAGGCCCGCAAGACUGUAGAAGGCCAACUGAAGGAUCUGCAGGUUCGUCUGGAUGAGGCUGAAGCCAACGUGCUGAAGGGAGGCAAGAAGAUGAUCGUCAAGCUGGAACAGCGCGUUCGUGAGCUUGAGACCGAGCUGGAUGCUGAACGCCGCCGCCUCGGUGAAGCCCAGAAGAACUACCGCAAAGCAGACCGCAACGUUAAGGACCUGGCCAUGCAGAUCGACGAUGGAAAAAAGAAUCAGGCUCACAUGCAGGACAUGCUGGAGAGACUCAACGGCAAGAUCAAGCUCUACAAGCGCCAGAUCGACGAGGCCGAGGAGGUGGCCAACAUGAACCUGGCCAAGUACCGCAAGGCGCAGGCUGAGCUGGAGGAGGCUGAGGCACGCGCUGAGGAUGCAGAAGCUGCCGUCGCUAAGCUGAGAGCUGCUGCUCGUAGCUCGGGAUUCUCCAUGCGUCCUACCGCCGCAACCCGCCGACCAAGGAUGAUCGAUGACGAGGAAUAAACGUUGAUCCAGAUACAUAAUUGCCAUAGCGACAAUACAGAUGCUUGCUUGCCGGAAUGGAUCCCCGCGACAGCCGCAGACACCUCGUGGUAUCGGCCGGGUCGCGGAGAGGGUCCGCCGCUGCUACAAAUUCGCCCGUUUAUCUUUUCUAGUGUACCGAGCGUUACAGAUGACAUUACUAGAUAUACUGCAGCUAUUCGUGGUCGGAUAUGUUCCCUCGCUGAAAUUACCCUAGAGUAAUCAGCUAGAUAUAAUGCGUAAUGAAGACGUAGAUUUUCGAAAAACAUGUUAUUAUUGGAACUAGCACGAAUCGCUCGGUCUGUAUACUGUUUAAAACCAAAUAAAAUAGCUGUCACUCACA